AUGAAGAGUUUUCAUACGGAAAUGGAAGUGGACCAACGGGUCCCGGCAUUGGAAGGCGCCGCUGUUCCCGAUUUGCCGCAAAAGAAAUUCUAUCGGCAACGAGCUCAUUCAAAUCCCCACUCGGAUCAUGACAUCGAAUAUCCAAGAACACCAGAAGAGAUGGACUGGACGAAGUAUUUUGGAGAUUAUGCCGAAGGAAGGCAAGUUGAGUUUGCUGAUAUUGGUUGCGGCUAUGGAGGUCUCCUUAUGAAAUUAUCGCCAAUGUUCCCUGAAACGCUCAUGGUUGGACUAGAAAUACGCGUGAAGGUUUCCGACUUUGUAUCGGAGAAGAUCAAAGCCCUCAGGAUACGCCAUGCAGAUACGAACGGCUUUCGGAAUGUGGCCUGUUUACGUUCCAAUGCCAUGAAAUACUUGCCUAAUUAUUUCAAAAAGCAUCAGCUAUCGAAGAUGUUCUUCCUAUUCCCUGAUCCACACUUCAAGAACAAAAAGCAUAAAUGGCGAAUAAUCACUCCAGGAUUGCUGGCUGAAUAUGCAUAUGUUCUACGGCCAGGAGGUAUGCAUUCUUUCUUGGGCUGUUCGACUGCUUGGUGUUUUGAAUGGGAAAGGGCCUUUUACGGGCUAAGAUAG
Molecule: messenger RNA, 627 nt
Organism: Cooperia oncophora
Lineage: Eukaryota; Metazoa; Nematoda; Chromadorea; Rhabditida; Trichostrongylidae
Source: the annotation of a GenBank genome assembly